This is a messenger RNA of Linum tenue, 2419 nucleotides long. NCBI's taxonomy places the organism in Eukaryota, Viridiplantae, Streptophyta, Magnoliopsida, Malpighiales, Linaceae. The record is from the annotation of a GenBank genome assembly.
ACCGAGGGAGGUAAAGAUAGAUAGUUACUAAUUUGCUAAGUUGUCAAAUACUAAUGUCAUCAUCCUAUGCGUCUUAUCUCCUAACAAUGAAUUUCUUUAUAAAGAACCAACCCUAAAUCCAACCAAAUAAAAUAUUGGUGUAACCAAUGGAAUAAUUAAAUAUGGCCAAUUUCCCUUAGGAAGUUCCAACUUCACUGAAGAACUCUUAUAUAUGUUUAUCUUUGCAACAACCAAUUGCAGACUUUCAGGGUUUCCUCACUCAACAACCAACUGCCAAUGGUGUUCAACUUGAAGUCUCAAAAUUCCUUCCACCUGCAAUUUUCUUUUCCUACAACCUGAAAAUAGAAGUGGUUAGAGUCACUCCUUGACUUGACACACACAGAUAUAUAUAUAAGAGAAGCAGCAGCAGAAAGGGUCAUCCUGAAAACCAUGAAGAGGAAAAGAGAAAUGGAGAAAGCCUCAGAGCUGAAAUCUGCAGUUGAGGAGCUUUCAUUAAUGGCCAUCAUAAUCAAACCUGAUCACCAUCACCACCAUGACCCUAAUCAUGAUAAUGAUGGUGAUGAUGGCCAUAACUGCAGUGAUGGCCAUCCUGCAGCUACAAUACCCACAAGGCCUUUUCUCCAUGUCUGCAGCUUGGUCGUCCAGAUUCUUGAUAAGAUUGGCCCAACAAUGGCUGUCCUUAGACAAGACAUUAUUCAUAAUAUACAGAGACUGGAGGCCCAAUUUGAUGUUGAUCCUUCACUCUACUCAAACUUGGUUGAGAUCUUGAAGAAAGAAUCAAAGGAAGGCAGUUCCAGAAAGAGAGACAGUUGUAGCAAAGCCCUUCUCUGGCUUACAAGAUCUUUGGAUUUCAUGUGCAGUUUGUUGCAAAAGCUGGCUAAGGAUCUUAACCAGGACAUGGAGCAAGCUGUGGAAGAGUGUUACAACACCAGUUUGAAACUGUGGCACGGAUGGAUUUCGUCAGCUGCAUUCAAAGUGGCUCUCAAACUUGUGCCGGACAACACAACCUUCGUCGGCCUUCUGAAGCCGAAAGAUGAAGCAAAUGAUGAAAUCUUGAAAGAGGAUAUGCAGGCCUUGAUCUCAUUGCUUGUACCUAUUCUACAAGACAUCCAUGCUACUCUGUCUUUCAAUGCAUACCCAAGGGGCGAUUUUGUUGAUCUAGAAUCAGCCGCAGUGAAAAGGCCCCGCAAGUCCAAGAGUUCUUCCUCUCUUCUCCCUUUCAGGAUGUUCAAAUCUUUAGGAAAUCGCCUCCAGUACUAUUACAAACUGCAUCCCUUGCGGGUGCUCUUCAUUUCCUUGUCGUUUGGGGUGUCAGUUCUCGUCAUUUUGUCCGUUUACGAGAGCCACUUCAGAUCAAUGAGUUAUUAUCAGAGUUUGGAUUUGGAACCAAAUGAUUAUCCAUAUGCCGAUCUGAAGAAUCUUGUAAUGGUUGCGGGGCAUUCUAUUUAUACUAGUAGUAGUUGUGGUGGUGCUGAUAAGGAAGAUUCUUGGUUUCUGGAGCCUUACCAGAAGCAUCCAGGUCAAGCUGCUACCUUCCUGGCUCACAUACAAGUAGGGGUUGAGAAUGUGGCGAAGGAUAAAAACGCUUUGCUUUUGUUCAGUGGUGGUGAAACGAGGAAAAAUGCCGGGCCAAGGAGUGAAGCACAGAGUUACUGGGCUGUUGCUGAAUCGAAAGGGUGGUUUGGUAAUGAAGCCAGUGUGAAAUGGAGGACACUGACUGAAGAACAUGCAAGAGACAGCUUUGAAAACCUUCUCUUCAGUGUAUGCCGGUUCAGAGAGCUUACUGGAACUUAUCCUCAAAAUAUAACGGUAGUAAGUUAUGAUUUCAAGGAGGAGAGAUUUGCUCAACUGCAUCGUUCAGCAAUUCGGUUCCCAGAGUCAAAUUUCUUCUACUCUGGCACCCCAGCCUCGCCAGCAGCCAAAGAAGCAGCUGCAAAAGGCGAGGCAUUAGUAAGGUCACAGUUUCUAGAAGAUCCAUAUGGAUGCCGAGGUUCACUGUGGCGUAAGAAGCUCGGUCGUGAUCCCUUCCAUCGGUCUAUCCCAUACCCGAAUGGCUGCCCAGAAAUCGAUGGCUUAUUCAAAUACUGUGGACAAACUCUCUAUCCAGGUUCUCUUCCAUGGGAUUAACCUGGAAAAAUGUGGUCUUUAAUUAUUCAUAUAGAGGGUAAAGCUAAAGCUUUUAAAACGGCACAUGAUCUCAGUAGAUAAUAUACACUUAGCUUGUUCUCUGCUGCCCCCAUCCUUCAUAGUGUUGAUAAUAUAUCGUCAUCUCACAACAUAUUCUAUACAGAGAAAAAUAAGUCCAAAUUCGUUCUCUGCCUUUCUUGUAGCAAUUAUGAACUAUGAUCAGGAUUCUUGUAGUGACAAUUACCUUUAUGUUACUGUAUUUGGCUGAAGUACUGCAAAUUUAACAGAUAGC